Molecule: messenger RNA, 2288 nt
Organism: Labrus mixtus (cuckoo wrasse)
Lineage: Eukaryota; Metazoa; Chordata; Actinopteri; Labriformes; Labridae
Product: kidney mitochondrial carrier protein 1
Exons: 8
Coding region: 161-1105 (314 amino acids)
Biological process (GO): mitochondrial transport; transmembrane transport
Cellular component (GO): mitochondrial membrane
Source: RefSeq, a predicted model, not a curated record
ACGGGCGGCAGGAGGGGCCACACGGGGCUGAACUCCUCAAACGCCGGCAGGGAUUGAAACAGCUGCAGCUUGAAAGCAUUAUUAGUUUCAGGCUCUAGUACAGCUCCCUACUCUCUGCUGGGAAGUUUCACCGUAACUCUGCACACGGCUGGAGAAAAACAUGUCCAACGUCAACUGGAAGCCCUUUGUUUUCGGCGGACUGGCGUCUAUGACGGCGGAAUGCGGGACAUUCCCAAUCGACCUGGCCAAGACACGUCUUCAAGUACAGGGCCAGGUGGGGGACAGUAAAUACCGAGAGAUCCGCUACAGAGGCAUGCUCCAUGCUAUAGGGAGGAUAUGCAGAGAGGAGGGGCUCCGGGCUCUGUAUUCAGGAAUAGCUCCCGCCAUUCUACGCCAGGCCUCCUAUGGGACUAUAAAAAUUGGCACAUACCAGAGCUUGAAGCGGCUGGUUGUUGACAGACCGGAGGAUGAGACGUUGCUGACUAAUGUGAUGUGUGGUGUUCUCUCUGGUGUCAUCUCCUCCUCCAUUGCCAACCCCACUGAUGUGCUGAAGAUCCGCAUGCAGGCUCAGGGAAAUGUGAUCCAGGGCAGCAUGAUGGGCAACUUCAUCAACAUCUACCAGGAGGAGGGAACCCGAGGCCUGUGGAAGGUACAGAAACGCCUGAUAAGUGCUUCAUUUCUGCCCAUGAAUGUCCUUUUUAGACUUCUACAACAUCCUCUUUUUCUGCAUCAGGGCGUCUCCCUAACAGCUCAGCGAGCGGCCAUCGUGGUCGGGGUUGAGCUGCCGGUCUAUGACAUCACCAAGAAGCAUCUGAUCCUGUCUGGUUGCAUGGGGGACACCGUGUACACACACUUUCUGUCUAGUUUUGUUUGUGGUCUUGCGGGAGCUUUGGCCUCAAACCCAGUGGACGUAGUCCGGACACGCAUGAUGAACCAGAGAGGAGGAUCUCUGUACCAGGGGACACUGGACUGUAUACUGCAGACGUGGCGCUCCGAGGGCUUCAUGGCCCUCUACAAGGGCUUCUUCCCCAACUGGCUCCGUCUGGGACCGUGGAACAUCAUCUUCUUCCUCACUUACGAGCAGCUGAAGAAGAUCGAUGUGUGACUGACAGAAUGAGACGGUGAAGUGGAGACGAGUAUGAAAGUGCGCGCUCCGAGACAAGCUGAGAGGACCAAACAUCGGGAAUGGCUGGGUGGGGAUCCUUAAUGGAACCACUUCACUGGGGGCAAAGUAUUGAUGAAGACCCACAUAUUAGGGGCAGUGUGUGAAUCUGCCUGCUUCCUGUUUGGGCUACAUGCUGCCUUAAGCCUGUUGCAAGUGUGGAAGAUGAAAAUAUCUGAUGUUUUAGCUCAUGAAAAUGCUCCGUUGACCAGCUUUCGAAUUUGUUACUGGCCCUUUAAAUUAAAAAGGCAAAAAUGUUAGAGAAAUUUAAGAUGUUAAAUAUUCUUAAGACUGUUCUUUAUAAGGCUUAUUUAUCAUUUCUACAUCUUAGUGUUUUCCAGAUUGAGUGCCUUAGCUUGUGAUGCAGGCGGUCUGUGCCUGAGUUGCAUUAAGACUGAGAAUGUCUGAUAGCAGCUGACAAUCGCAGUGAUCAUUCCCUUUUGAAAAGACAAAUGUUUGUUUUUUUCCAGUCAACAAACUCAGACUGUGAUCUAUAUUUUGUGCUAUUCUAUCAUUCUUAAUUGGGCGUUGGGUGUUUUUUUGAAAGGCGAAAAUGUUUGUUCUAAGAGUCUCUGGAGGAUUUACAGAGCCAAGAGCCAAGAAUACAUGCUGGUGUACUGUAAUAAAUAUGAGGCUCAAGUGUGGGUGCUCAGACACCGACACGCAUCAGAUGCCCUUAUCAGGCCAGACUGGGGGGGUCCCUCGUGCCAGCGAGUGCAGACAGUAAAUAUAACCUGGGGCAGCUGGGGGACGACUCUUCACUCCCUGGUUCCUUAUGUUAUCGUGCACUAUACAGACUUUAUGUUGGCCUACAUUUUAUGACAUACUGCUUUAUGUUUGGACCAAUGGGAUGUUAUGGUACUCAAAUGUGCAUUAUUUAUUCAUUAACACACGUUAAAAUCACCGCACAUGAUCUUCUCCAGGUAUAUUUCCAGAAACAGUAUUUGCACGCUGUAUGUUUAAAUGUGCGCUAAAGUAAAGAGUGAUGAACUGCUGGCUGUCGUGUGUCUGUGAGAUGCAAUUGCUGCCAAAGUGUACGCCAGUGCAAUUUUGUCAUACUUAUAAAAGUGGUGUAAACACGCUGCUGAAGCCUCGAGUAUUCAGAAUAAAAUAUGGAAAACACAAA